This is a messenger RNA of Quercus lobata, 1239 nucleotides long. RefSeq lists its product as uncharacterized. NCBI's taxonomy places the organism in Eukaryota, Viridiplantae, Streptophyta, Magnoliopsida, Fagales, Fagaceae. The coding region runs from base 1 to 1239 and encodes 412 amino acids. The record is from RefSeq and is a predicted model, not a curated record. The transcript is spliced from 3 exons.
AUGGAUCAAGAAGUAGUGAAUAGUUUAGGAAAGUUGAAGCUUACAAAAGAAGAAGAAGAAGAUAUUGUUCUUGCCGAUAGUAACGGCUCUGAAAUUUUUGAAGAAUGCUCUUUGAGCUUAUUUGGGCGAUUACUUUCAGAUCGUCAUCAAAAUCUAAGAGCUUUAAAGAACACUUUAAAGGCAGCAUGGAAGAUGGGUUCUGAUUUGAGAAUUGUGGAAGUGGGGAAUAACAUUUUGCAAUUUAAAUUUGGUUCAAGAUGCCAGUUAGAGUGGGUUGAAAAAAGUGGCCCUUGGAAUUUUGACAACAACCUUCUCCUUCUUUGUCGGUGGAGGAAAGGCUUAACAUCAAAAAAUAUUAGAUUUUCCCAUUCUCCUUUCUGGGUGCAGAUUUGGGGGCUGCCAUUUGAGAAUAUGACUGAAGCUAUUGGGAAGGAUAUUGGUAGCAAGAUCGGAAGGGUGUUAGAAGUUGACAAGAGGGCUAUGCUAGCAGAUCAAGCUAAAUUUUUAAGAAUUAGAGUUGAAGUGCAGAUUGAUAAGCCUCUCCGUAGAGGGGGGGGUAUAUUAAGAAUGAUGAAGGUGGAAGAUUUUGGGUUGAUUUUAGGAAGGCAAUAUGGUGAAUGGUUGAAAGUUGGUGGAGUUCUAAAAGUUGGAGGUGAAGAGGAAAAGCUGAAGGAGCAACCUGUGACUGAAAAAGGAUGCUCGGCCUCUAUGGUGGUGAACGGUGGAACUAAUGAAGAGGGUGUGGCUGGCAGCCGGAGAUUGCCUGAGCUGGUAGUUGGCGGUAGAACUGAGAAAGAGGAUGGUACAGUGAUCAUGGAAGAGGCAGCUCCCUUGGACAUGGCGAAGAGUCCUGUCACGUCUAAUCAUGGGGAACAAGGAGAGCAGGUCAACUGGAAAAAGGGAGUGCCAGAAGCUUCGGACAAUGAGCUGGAGCGGGCUGCACAUGAAGGACUGAACGGCAUUAGAACUAAUUUGGUCAAGAAUGAAAGGAAUGGGACUGAGUCUAGUCGGCAAGGAGUUAGUAAGGUGUAUGGGCCGGUUUUGAGUGAGGUUGGAAAGUUAAGCCCAUUAAGAAUAAAAGAAACAGAGGGCUUAAGUGGGGAGAAAAGGGAUGGGCCAGUUUUAAAAGAAAUUAAAGGUUUUAAGCCCAAACGUUUAUGUAAAGGGGAACAGGAAGGGGGUGUUAUUUUAUUUGCUGAAACGGCGGUGACUGCAGAGCAGCACCACCUAGACAAAUGA